This is a messenger RNA of Ooceraea biroi (clonal raider ant), 2552 nucleotides long. RefSeq names its product protein rha (gene rha). Gene Ontology annotation, cellular component: microtubule organizing center. The record is from RefSeq and is a predicted model, not a curated record. Lineage: Eukaryota; Metazoa; Arthropoda; Insecta; Hymenoptera; Formicidae. Gene Ontology annotation, biological process: interkinetic nuclear migration; regulation of cell cycle process.
AGGCUGGUGGCCGCUCUCAGGUUUCUCUCUGCCACAAUACAAUAAUAAUUUGAUUUCUAUUUUUUCGAACUAGACCUCGGCCAUUUUGUGUAGAUGCUGACGCCGAUCAUAUGAGUUUUAAGUUUAUGGUAGAUUUUUGCAUCCGUAUUUACUGGUAUACGUUGCCAUGACAGCCGAUUUGAAUCGCCGAGAACGCAAAUAUUUGUAGUGGCAUUUCCGGGAUAUCUUUUUGUUAUUUUAUGUAAAAUAUUUUAUCAAACCUUGCAAGAUGAUAGAAGCAGCCGAAUCAAGCGUGCAAAUUGUUCUGAGUAUAAAAGAAGGAAAGGGUUUUGAGCAAGUUUUACAGCCAACAUUAUUACUUGGAACCUUAAAUGGACAUUCCUUGCAAACUGACAGAAUUGAUGCGAAUCCAACUCCGCAAUAUGAGACUGACCUGGUUUGGGAGACCAAUAAAACUACAUUGAGAAAAAUGCGAUCAGGGCAAGUUCCAUUAAAAUUAGAAUGCUUUGCUUUUAAAGAGAACGGGGGUAAAGAGAGACUUGGAUAUGUUUUGUUAAGCAUACGCUCUGCGCAUGUAACAUCUAAGCAUGGAGACUCGAGUCCGAGAGCAAGCUGGCACAAAUUGUUGGGAUUGAGAAACGACUUUAAAACGCAAAAACCUCAAUUACUUCUCACUUUAAAGAUUGAGGAUCGGAAAAACAUGGAUUCCAAUCCCACAGCAGAGAUCUUAUUCCAGAGACGUCCGGAGAUCGAGUAUCACAGAAAUCCUGCUGGCGAUUUUGAACGAUUCAGCUCCAGGAACAUCUCUAGUGAAGCAAAAUGUGAAACUCAGCAAAUCGCUGAUCGCCAGUGCCCGAAAUAUCAGUCGGAUAAAAUCACACAUUCGUAUCCGUGUGACGCAAUAUUCUGCAAUUGCGUUAACAGAAAUUAUCCCAAAGGGGUAACAUCUUAUCACUGCUUCUGUCUAAAUAUCUCGCUCGCAGCGAUAACGUUGGUAUCUGACAGAUUGUCUGGGCGGCAAAUCGAAUUUCGAUUCCAUCAUCCGAAAGCUGAGAUUACAUCAACGACGCGUGUGACAAUGCCAGUUUCGAGUGAAAGAGCCAAGUUACACGAUAUCGGAUGCCAGUUUCAUUUUAUAUCCGCGCCGGAUGAAAUAAAACAAUUAUUACAAUCCUUCCCGCCGAAGAUCAGUAUGCAUGAUACGAACGAAAAUGCUAAAUCCUUAUCAUUAUUAAUGCUUGAUAUGAAACCAUUAUUUUAUCAGGACAAGCCUGAGUGUCAAUAUAAAUUACCCAUGUACGACACGGAUGGAAAUAAGAUUGGCGAGAUAGAUGUUAUACUCAAGUUGGAAAAUCAUGGACCGCAUUUUGUAUUAAAGAAAGAAAUUACUGGUAAAAAUCUAGGUCCACCAAUACUAGACGACAGUUUAGCGUAUAAAAUAGUAGACGAGCUCGAAACGUGGAAAGACCGUCAGAAGGAAAUUUUUAAAGUCGAGCUCAAGAAAAAGGAAGAACGAUAUCUGAACAUGUUGAGCGAAGAGUGGCGGAAGCAGAAAGAAAAUUUAGAAUCUAAGCUCGCAUGCAGCGUCGAACAAUGUAAGAUGCUGGCUAACAGUUUGAACAACGCUACUGAAGAUUUAAGAACGCGUCGAUUAAAAAGCCUGGAGAACGAGAGCAGAUUGAUCAAAGCAAACGAAGACGUACAAUGGAGAUACGAGGUCAAAUUACAAGAGCUGAAGGAUUCCUUACAUGCAAUGCAAAGCGAGCUUACGUCAAAGGUUACCAAACUUGAAGAGAAGAAAGCAGCUCUGGAGACGCAAAUGGAGCUACUAUUGUACGAAAAUGAGAACUUAAAGAUGUCAAUGAACAAACAGACGCAGGAAUUACAAAUGUAUCAGAAGGCGUCUUUGACUCAGGAUCAAACAGCGUCUUUGUUGCAAGAGAUAAAAGUUCUCGAGGAAAAAUUGGAUAAUGCCCAGAAGGGCAAGUCGUUCUUCAAGGAACGGUGGGGCAAAGCGGUGCGCGAGAUACAUAGAAUGAAACUGGAUAAUCAGUGUGCCAUGCAAGUUCAAAUCAAGAAUAGUAAAGAGGAAUUGAAGAACGUGGAUUUGGCAGAAAUGUUAUCUAUGGAUACAAAAGCUUUGAACAAUGAUCAAAUGUUACUGCACGAGCUUCAAAAGGAGAUCGACAUAAUUAAGCCGAGCGCUUCGAAAGAAACCUACAACGAAAUCUUUAUGCCAUCGGAGAGAUAUAACGAACGGUUGCAGGCACUGAAGGAGGAACGUGACUCUCUUUUACGUACCGGAAGUUACGCGGCUGACGACGUGGUGAUCAAAAGACUGAACACAGAGAUACAGUCCUUGCUAAUAAGCAGGUAGCAAAUUUAUUCGGAAAGUAUUCGGGAAGUAUCCGGAUCAGCUAGAGUCUAUCUUUUGGUAAUAUAUUUUUAUAUGGACGACAAAUUUAUACAAUCGCGAAAUAAAAAUCUACGACAUGUUAUAUACACAGCAAAAUUAUACAUAUAUAUAUUUAUACGAAUAAAUAUUUCGUAAG